Aplosporella prunicola CBS 121167 is the source of this 802-nucleotide messenger RNA. RefSeq lists its product as uncharacterized. NCBI's taxonomy places the organism in Eukaryota, Fungi, Ascomycota, Dothideomycetes, Botryosphaeriales, Aplosporellaceae. Gene Ontology annotation, molecular function: acyltransferase activity, transferring groups other than amino-acyl groups. The record is from RefSeq and is a predicted model, not a curated record. The transcript has 2 exons. Bases 27 to 668 code for a protein of 213 amino acids.
CAAACCCACCACAACUAACCACCAAGAUGUCUUUCGAGCUCCAAACAAUUUCCCCCGCCGACUAUGAAGAAAUGAUCGCCUGUGGGCGAUCUGCCUUCAUGAACGACGCAUUGCGCCUCGUGCUCUGGCCACCUCACCUAGCGGAUCCAGAAAAUCCGAACGCAGAGCAAGAAUGGAGGCUCGAUAGAUUAAGACGGGUCGUCGAAAAAGGAGCCGUGUACCGGAAAAUUGUUGACAAAGAGAACGGAAACCGCAUCGCUGGCUUCGCCGGCUGGGCGCCACCUCAUGAGACCGAAGAGGAAAAGGACAUUUAUUCAAAAAUGCCGCUCCCGAAAAGCUUGAACAAGGAGGCGCUUGAUGUGGUAACCAAGUAUAUGCACGAUGCAAAGGAAAAAUUUAUGGGCAAGGGCAACAACAAUUUCUGGUACCUUUUCUCUAUUUGUGUCUCGCCGGACUAUCAGCGGAAGGGCAUCGGUGCCAUACUGAUGCAGUGGGGAAUGGAUCAAGCGGACAAGGAUGGUCUCCCAAUCUAUCUUGAAUCUACGCCAGCGGGCUACUCUUUGUAUAAGAAGAUGGGGCUCGAGACUAUUGGGGAAAUCAAGGUUCCAGAGUUUGAGGGCCUCAAUUACCCUGUUAUGAUUAGACAUCCGAAGCAGAACGGUGCUUGAUAGCUAACAGAGAGUUCACUGUGGGAAUCGUUUGGUUAGUGAGCAGCGUUGGGGUCAUAUUUAUCCAUCAAUAUAACGCUUUUUUCUCUUGGGAGAAGCAUUCAAAAGCUUUAUACAAUGUAAAACUUAUCGGG